UUUUUCCCUUCCCUUACUCCUCUUUCCCUCCCCUUCCUUUUCUUCCUUAUUUGCUAUCCAAACAAAGCGUUAGUGUGGUAAAUUGCGGAUUGGGAAAAUGAAGGUUUUGUCCCUUUAGUGAAUCUUAUAAACAUAGAUAUUUGUAGUUUAGUUGUUCUUGCAACAGGCUACACAAUUUCAAGCUACUAUAUAAACUAAGUGUCUGCGGGUUAUCUUUCUCUGUUUUGUAUACCGUAAAUCUUGGAUGUGGCAAAUUGUGAAAGUACUUCUGAAGUAACAAGGCAACUUACUUUCUAAAAUUUGAAGUUGGAAACAUGUCUGUUAGAAUUUUAUUUUGGUCUCACAAGGAUAGUGGUUUGGUUUUGGUUCUUAGGCAUAUUGUAAUAAACAUGGAAGAGCUCCUAAUCAUAAAUUAGGCUCUAUGAAGCCCUCUUUCUAUGUGAAACUCUAGUAGCCACCCUUUCUCCUUUCUCUUCGUGCCUCAUUGUAAUAGAGACUAAAUUCUCAACUCCCUCCGAAUCAUAUCAACCUCAUUCUAUUUCGUAAUAGAGACUAAUAUUUAUAUAAAAAAAAUUAUACUUCUUCCGUUCUUUUAAUAUUAUAGCACUAGUCUAUUAAAGAAAUUUCACAAAUAUUGCACAGGUUUUAUUUUAGGACAAAAAAUAUCGUUUACAUCACAUGGACAAUUUUGUAUUAUUACUUUCUCUUUCUUCCUAUUUCCUACUACCAAAAUUAUUGUGCUCAACCUAUAUGGUGCAAUAAUAAAAAAAAAAAAAUAGAGGAAAUAUACAAUCGGGUGUAAGGUGUACCCAAGGGUAGUUUUCUAGCUCAUUAAGUGCACCUACAUAUAUGUGCACGCGAAUGUAUAUAAAAGGUGCCUAAAUUUUCAUGUUAUAAGGGUGUAGUGGCUAGGGCACAUAAACUAGCGACUACAACUAGGAGAUUAGGAGAUACCCCUAACCAUUGUGUUUGUUCUAGAACUACCCAAAAACAAAACAACUCCCUCCUUUUCUUUGUCGUCUUGUUAAAGCCUUCUUCACUUCACUUUCAAAAAAAAAAAAAAAUUAGUAAAAAAAAAAAAAUUAGUUCGGUAAAAAUAAGUUCAAUUUAGUAAAAAUAAGUUUAGAAAAAAAUUUGUAACUUCAAAUAUAUUAUAGAAAUAAAGCAACCAAUUCGAGGAAAAAAAAGAUACUAUAGUGUUUUUCUUCCUACUUUUGCUUUAUUCCUUUAUUGUGUUUGUAUUCGAAGGAGAAGAUCUUCGAUUUGAACACUUAUGCUCAGCCAAUUUCGAAUCGAUAAGGUGAGCUUCGACUCAUUGGCUGUUUGGUUUAGGUUAGGCUAGUUUGAAGUUAAAUAAGAUCUUUGAUUAUCUUAUAAUAGGUAAAUUUCAUAUUUGGGUCGAGCUCGUUAGGUUAGAUUCGAAUACAAUUUUAUAGAAACUUGAUACUCAAUGCACACAAGAUAAUCUCUUUUAGGCUGCCUAUGAUGUACAACUAUAACCAUAAUACAAACACAACGCCUUUCAUAUUUUUUUGUAAUUAUGUACCGUACUUGUAUACUUCAUAUAAAUUGUAUUUUUUUUAGCAAAAAUAUAUAAUGUCAUUUUUUAUUUUGUUUUUACAAUUUUAACCUAAUCAUUAAAGAGUAAACGUUGCAACUAAAAAAUAACAGCGAAAAACUAAAUUUUGACACGCAAACGCUAGGUUGCGAUAGAAGAAGUUAUAGGCAACUCGGUAGUAAACUUCGAAAACAUGAGCAAUAGAACACUUGCUACUUAAACAAAACCCUAGCAGACCUCACAAACCAGUAAGGAGAAAACGCCUCUUUCUCCUCUCACAAACUCUCGCAACCAAUCGCAGCUUCAUACUUCUUCUUCACCAAAGCUUCAACUUCUUAGCUUUCACGCUUCCUUCUAUACCUACUUUCUCUUCCUUCUCUCUCCACUUUUGCUGCGAUCUCUCUGCUUUCAAUCAAGAUAUAUGUAUUGAGGAAUCAGACAAGUAUGUUUGUCUUUACUGCUUAUCUCUCACUACUAGAAAUUUUUUGGGCUGAUAAAAGGUAAUAUUGAAUCUGCCUCACCCUGCUUUCAGAUCAUUUUGGGAUACUUUUUUUACUUUAGGUGAAUAAGAAGAUAUUAGCACUGCUUUUUUGGAACUUCAAUUAGCCUCCUUGGGAUUCAAAGGAGACUACCAUGCUUCGUCAACUUGGAUAUUUACUUACAAUUUGCAGAGUUAUUCAACAAGAUCUCAAAUAUAAGCUAGGGGCAGUACCCAAUUAUCAUUUUCUCUAUUCUCUUCACAUUUGUCCUCCAUGUUUUCCCUCCAACCUGGCCAAGUUUCGUGCUUUUCACCUUGAAGAAGACUCAUAUUUAUGUAAUAAAAGAAUAGAGCUUCAUGAGCUUCAAAAGAAUUCUGAAGAGCUACCAAUGAACUUUGAUAUGACUGCUCUCAAGGUUCAAAAUUUGCUUAAAGAAUUCUCAAAUAAAUCAAAUGAAGAGCUUGUUCAAGCUCUUGAUAAUUGUGUACUGACUUUAAGUGAGGAUUUGGUGCUUAAUGUGUUUAAACGAUUUCAUUCAGAUUGGAAAUUGGCAUUUCUGUUCUUUAGAUGGGUAUCUAAUAAUCCAAGUGGGUAUUUGCCAGAAUCUAGGGUUUACAAUGAACUCCUUGGGAUAUUGGGAAAGGCCAAGCGGUUUCAGGAACUCAUUCAAGUGUUUGAUGAAAUGUCGAAGAGAGGAACCAUAAAUGAGAGGUCGUAUGGGAUUGUGGUUCAUAGGUAUGCUGCUGCUCAUAGGAUUGAUGAUGCAAUUGAAUUUUUCAAUAAGAGGAAGCAGUAUGGCCUUCAGAAUGAUUUAAUUGCUUUCCAAACACUUUUGAUGUCUUUGUGUCGGUACAAACAUGUUGAGGCUGCUGAAUUUUUGUUCCAUUCAAAGAAAUGUGAGUUUCAGUAUGAUACUAAGACCUGGAAUAUUAUCCUUAAUGGUUGGUGUGUGCUAGGCAGUCUACGCGAAACAAAGAGAUUUUGGAAUGAGAUUAUCUGCUCUAGAUGUAAACCUGACAAAAUUACAUAUGGGAUUUUCAUAAAUGCACUAUGCAAGUCAGGGAAAAUUAGUACGGCAGUGAAGUUGUUACAUGCUAUGUGGGAGAAGGGUUGCACUCCAGACGUGGUAAUUUGCAACAGUAUCAUUGACGGGCUGUGUUUUAAGAAGAGAAUUCCUGAAGCCAUCAAAAUAUUGAGGGAGAUGAAUGAGAAAGACUGUGAGCCUGAUGUGGUGACUUACAACUGCCUUAUUAAGCACAUGUGUAAGAUUCAGAGGACGGAGGCAGUCUUCCAAUUAUUGGAUGAAAUGGAGCAGAAGGGUGGUAAUUGUUCCCCAAAUUCUAGGACUUAUUGUCACUUAUUGACAUCUACAAAAAGACCAGAGGAAGUUCAGACUUUGCUUGAAAGAAUGAAAUCAAAUGGAUGCGAGAUCACAGGAGACUUGUAUAACUUGCUGCUGAAGUUGUAUAUGAAUUGGAAUUGUGAAGAAAAUGUUCAAUCAACUUGGGCUGAAAUGUUGAGAGAUGGCAUGGGACUUGAUCAGCGAUCUUACACGGUUAUGAUCCAUGGGAGGUAUGACCAAGGAAGAAUAGAAGAUGCUUUGGAUUAUGUCGAAGAAAUGACAUCGAAGGGAAUGGUGUUAGAGCCCAGGACGAAAUUGUUGGUUGACGCCAUGAACAUCAAGAUGAAAGAGAAAGGUAUAGAAAAAAUCAACGAUACUAAACUGUCUAGCUAUGCGCAUAAGAGAGCAGAUACAUUGCUCUCUCAUCAAUGAAGCUUUGGCAAUGCUGAACUUUUCUUUGGUUGCGUAUAUCAUCCUCCGAUAUACUACUAUGUAGGAAUUUCUCUGUAUUAACACGAACCUUAGGUGCAAUUUUGUUCUACUUCUACAUGUAUUGUAUUUUUUUUUACCUUCAUCCUUUUUUUUUUUUUUUUUUUGCUGUAUAUAAUGACACGAAAAAUUAUUACUGCUGCAGAAGUUAUUAUUUAGAGAAUAACAUAAAUUCAGGGAAUAAAUGUUCUCUGUUUUAAUUCA
Messenger RNA from Chenopodium quinoa (quinoa), 4072 nucleotides. Its product is annotated as putative pentatricopeptide repeat-containing protein At3g15200. Lineage: Eukaryota; Viridiplantae; Streptophyta; Magnoliopsida; Caryophyllales; Amaranthaceae. The record is from RefSeq and is a predicted model, not a curated record. The transcript has 2 exons. Gene Ontology annotation, molecular function: protein binding. Bases 2192 to 3811 code for a protein of 539 amino acids.